Lentinula edodes (shiitake mushroom) is the source of this 1595-nucleotide messenger RNA. Its product is annotated as kinase-like domain-containing protein. NCBI's taxonomy places the organism in Eukaryota, Fungi, Basidiomycota, Agaricomycetes, Agaricales, Omphalotaceae. The record is from RefSeq and is a predicted model, not a curated record. Gene Ontology annotation, molecular function: ATP binding; protein kinase activity. The transcript is spliced from 8 exons. Gene Ontology annotation, biological process: protein phosphorylation. The coding region runs from base 96 to 1550 and encodes 484 amino acids.
GACCACCAUCCGAGGAAGUCAAUAGCCCUCCGAGUCCAACGGAUGCUGUCCCUCGACAGGACAUCUCUCAAUCUCAGCUUCCAUCGAGAGUCGAAAUGGCUAUUCCCAGAGUCUCCUCGCGAAGCCGGCUCAGUUCUUGGUUCAGGAAAAAGGUCAAGAGAAGAACGGUAAACAUCCUGGCCAGCUUCAAACGGAGUAGCUCUAGUCUUUCAUGCUACGAUGAUUUUGUCCUCGACAUCACCGGAUCAAAUACGAUUAUACUUCCCCCUUUGCUUGUGUUAGAGCAUUCUGCUGGAAGGUCUUUUGAGGAAAUAUCAUUCGUUUGGUCGGAUCGGACUCCAGGAGAAGCAGUCGCAAACAAGGGAAAGGUUGAUGGAGCGUUGUCCCGGUCAGAUUCACAUGGAAUGACUGCCGAUGAUCUUCGGUAUGCUCUUUUCCGUCAUGGUGAAAUCGAUUCGGAUUGGGAAAAGAAAUUUCUUGAGCCUUACGAUUUUAUCUUGGUACAACAAGUUAUGGACCUCUUCCAACUGGAAAUGGACACCACUUCCAAUGACCUCAUUGAAUGGGCGUCUUCAGUCGGAAUCGACGCAUCGCCUUCUCUUCUAGAGAUAUAUCGAAAGAAAUGUCUGCAAUUCUCUCGUCGUUUGUCAAAAAAAUAUCAAAUUCUACCCUCCUCUAUGAUUCUUCGAGAAAUCGAGCGAGAAGGUCAAAACCCAGUUGGUGGUGGGGGGUUUGCAGAUAUAUGGCGUGGAGCUGUGAACAAUCAGUCUGUGUGUUUGAAAGUUUUACGACUGGUCAUCGAACCGGACGAGGAAGUUCGUCAACGAAUUCGGAGGCAAUUUUGCAACGAAGCGCUCUUAUGGAGACAACUCAAGCAUCCGAACAUUCUUCCCUUACUCGGUGUCAACGAAGAAAUCUUUUCACCUUCUUUUUGCCUAGUCUCUCCCUGGAUGGCAAACAAGGAUAUCAUCACUUAUCUGAAAGGGAAUCCCACCCAUAGCCGACACAAUGUGCUUACAGAGAUCGCGGCAGGUUUGGCGUAUCUUCACUCAAGAACUCCUCCUAUUAUACAUGGCGACAUUCGAGGAGCUAACAUACUGGUGACAGACGACUUUCAUUGCUGCUUGGCAGAUUUCGGUUUAGCAUUGGUUACUGCGGAUUCCAGAUCAUGGUCUACAGCGACUACGAGUACUGGCAUGAAAGGGGCAAUACGUUGGAUGGCACCUGAGCUCAUCUUUGAAGGCCCACUGGCAGUCGACGAACACCCACACCAUACUUCGCGAGAUAUUUAUGCAUUUGGCUGUACUGUUGUGGAAAUUCUAACGCUGAAGGUUCCUUUUCACGAUCAAAGAACUGAUGCCGCAGUGAUCUACAGUUUGAUGCUGGGAGAACGACCUGCUCGGCCACAAGAUGUUUGGUGUCCAGAUACAAUCUGGGACCUCACGACUCGCUGUUGGACAGAAAACCCGGCACUUCGCCCAUACGCUGAUGAUAUUCAUGGAGCUUUGUUGAACAGCAAAUGGGUAUGGAUACAUUCUUUGGUUGUUUGAACAGCGGUUGUGCCUAGUGCUCGGACUUCAAUUCUCAUUGCGGGG